AUGUUAUGUCCUGUGUGUAUAGGAAAAAGACAUUUGUCUCACAGUAAUAAUCUGAGAAACCAUGGAAACAACGAGGAGAAACAUGAAGAAAAGGAUGAAGAAGAAGAAGACGAAGACACUUCGUACAACAUUGACUGCUACAAGGAGAAACAUAAUCACGAUGAUAAAGACGAUGGGAGUGAUGGAUGUGCAGAAACUAAGCCGAAACAGCAAGAUAGUGGUUACAUCUUAAGUCAAGGCUCAGACACCAUUAGAUGUAUUGACCAUGGUAGUAAAUACGACAGCUCUGCAGGGAGUGUGAAUGGUCAUCAGAAUAACAGCGACAUGCAGGAAGCAUAUAGCCAUAUGACCAAUGCAAAUGGUUAUGUUCAGAACAGAGCAUCUGGUGAUAACCAAAAGGACACUGCAGGGAAUGUAAGUGGUUAUCAAAACAACAGCGACGUGCAGGAAGUAUAUAGCCAUAUGGCAAAUGCAAAUGAUUAUGUUGAGAACAUAGCAUCUGGUGAUAACCAAACGAACUCUGAAGGGAAUGUGAAUGGUUGUCAAAACAACAGCGACAUGCAAGAUAUGUACAGCCAUAUGGCAAAUACAAAUGGUUAUGUUGAGAACAGAGUAUCUGGUGAUUACCAAAAGACCACAACAGGGAUUGUGUAUGAUUGCGAGAAUAACAUAGAGACGGAGGAGGUGAAUAUCCAAAUGACAAAUGCUAAGAAGGAGUGCGACAGAAAUCAGAACCAAGAAGAAUGCAAUGUCUUUGCUAACGACAAAAUAGCAGAUAAGGUUGAAAAUAAAUCUGGCAUGCAAGAAAUACAACAAGAUAAAGAAAGCUAUAAGAAUGCACUUGACUCUGGAAGUCAGGAUAACUUUUACCAGCUCGAGAAUAGUUCCAAUGAAUAUUUAGUAGAUAAAAACAACCAUCGUGACGAUACAAGGCGUGAAAGAUAUUGUAAGCACUGCAUUACUACUGAGCUGACGGGUAAAGACAAUUUAUGCAUUAUGAAAUGUAUUGAAUUGAUGUGCAAUAAAGAAAAGAAAAUUAGGUGUGAAGAUAAUAGUGGCAUUGCUAACACUCAUAAUAUUCUUUACCACCAAAUAGAAAAAGAGGGAAAACUUAGCGACAACUGUAGAAACUAUGACAUUGGUUGCAGUAGUCAGUAUCUCAAUGGAUCUAAAAAACAGAGUUGCUCUGUUAUUGAAGAUGAUAUGUUUGGCUGUGACGACAUAUCAAAUGAACAAGAUUAUCACAGCUAUCUUUCAUCAUAUAUAAAUGAGAAAGAUGUAAAAGCUGUAACUGGAAAUCCCACCGAAAAGGAUAUUAUGUUUGGACAAAAUACCACAGAGAAAAAUGGUAAAAACAAAGAAUAUGAUCAAGAAGAGAUAAAAAAUGGCAAUAAAAAAGUUGAUUGCAAUAUUGACAAUAACAAAGAAAAGAAACAUCACGAUGAAGAUAAUAGAGGGAGUGUAUGUGAGAACAACAGAAAAAUACAAUGUGAUGACACUCAAAACACAAUUGGCAACGACGAAAAGAAACAUCACGAUGAAGAUAAUAGAGGGAGUGUAUGUGAGAACAACAGAAAAAUACAAUAUGAUGACACUCAAAACACAAUUGGCAACAACGAAAAGAAACAUCACGAUGAAGAUAAUAGAGGGAGUGUAUGUGAGAACAGCAGAAUAAUACAAUAUGGUGACGCUCGAAAUACAAUUAAAAAUAAAGGAGAAACGAAACAUCACGAUGAAGAUAAUAGAGAGAAUGUGUAUGUGAGAACAGCAGAAAAAUACAUGAUGAGCAUGAAAAAGAGUGUAAGUGAGGACAGCAGAAAGAUUCAAUAUAAUGAAGCUCGAAACACAACUGACAACAAAGAAAAGAAUCAUCGCAAUGAAGAUAACGAAAGUGUAUGUGAGGACACCAAAACAAUGCAAUAUGAUGCCACUCAAAAUACAAUAAAAAAUAAUAACGAAAAGAAACUUCGCGAUGAUGAAGAUAAUACACGGAGUGUACGUGAGGACAGCAAAACAGAACAAUAUGAUGCUUAA
Hydractinia symbiolongicarpus is the source of this 2034-nucleotide messenger RNA. Its product is annotated as probable cyclin-dependent serine/threonine-protein kinase DDB_G0292550. The transcript has 2 exons. NCBI's taxonomy places the organism in Eukaryota, Metazoa, Cnidaria, Hydrozoa, Anthoathecata, Hydractiniidae. The coding region runs from base 1 to 2034 and encodes 677 amino acids. The record is from RefSeq and is a predicted model, not a curated record.